Molecule: messenger RNA, 3784 nt
Organism: Amphibalanus amphitrite
Lineage: Eukaryota; Metazoa; Arthropoda; Thecostraca; Balanomorpha; Balanidae
Product: putative thiamine transporter SLC35F3
Exons: 11
Coding region: 778-2268 (496 amino acids)
Biological process (GO): transmembrane transport
Cellular component (GO): membrane
Molecular function (GO): transmembrane transporter activity
Source: RefSeq, a predicted model, not a curated record
CGCAGUCGCCGGAACAGCCGGCCGGUACCGAGCGAGAGGGUAGAGAGGUGACCGGGCUGCCGACAGGACAAGCUACCGGACGAGCGGGAGAAGGGACGAGCGAGAGGACGAAGGGCGAGCAACUGAGCUGGUGGUCGGGAGAGGAGCGAGCUAUCGGCAACCGCAGGCAGGUAGAGCUGAAGUCGAGCCGUGCCUGAGACGAUAGGUAAGCGAAUCACAGCGGUCAAUGAGUCCUCCCGCGCAGAGCAGUGUGCUGAAGAGACUGACUACUAGGCGAGAUCUUCGAAGACUGAAUUGAGUGAGGAUUCGCCAGGAGGUGAGCGAGCAACACCGGUUCGCGAUAAAACUGAAAUGAAAUCAAACAUUUAAAAUGGAGGGAUAUUCACUUGAUUCGGAAACUAACGAGAUGAAAUCAGGUACAGCGGUUGCUGUAGUUUUACCCGCAGACAUUAGUGGGGUAAAGCAUCGCUAAGAAGAAAACGAGAACAACCUCGGGUUCCUUUUCUAUCGACGUGAGUAGAAUAGAGCUCUCGCCACUGGAAGUGGAAGUUUGACCGCCCCCGAAACAAGCCCGAGUGAGCAUCGCGUUGACCACCUUACUGGAAGAUCUGGCGCAGCUCGAACAGAUAAGCUGCAAUUUGAUAACAACUGAUACUGCACAGCCAUCGAAGUAAUUACCACAUCAGUCAAGAUAAACUCGGAUACUGAAGACUACCAGCAGUGCCGCUGCCUCCGCUGUGACUCCUGGUGACCCAGUCCGACCUCACCGGAGGCACCAUGACCUCCUCUGCCGACGAGUCGGCGUCCGCGGAGCGUCACGAGCGCCGCUCCAUCUCGUCGCUGUUCAGCUCGCGGCGCGUCUCCUCCGGUAAGCUGGCGCCGACGCUCAUCGUCAACGACGAGCUACAGCUGGAGCAGACGGCUGCCGACGGUCGCAGCCUGCACUCGUUCGGCUGUCUGGCCAGCCGGAACGGCAGUGUGCUGGGCAGUCCGACACUGCACCCGCGCCACGACUCGCACCGCGGCCGCCUCACCAGUAGAGGGAACAGUAAGGACCAGCAAAAGCUCAGCUGCUGGCAAAGGUUCAAGAAGGCAAUAUUUUCGAAAGCAACAAGAAAGCUGCUAUGCGGCAUUGUCGUGGCGGCGCUGGUUACCAUCUCGUGGGUGGGGACCAACCACUUCAUCAAGAUGACCUACUACGGCGGUCAGAUGCCGCAGCUGCCCAACACCACCAACAGCAUCCUCGAGGUCCUGCAUCAGGGAGCGCCGUACGACGCGCCGUUCUUCACCACGUGGUUCUGCACCACUUGGACCACCCUGGUCUUCCCCAUCUUCUCCCUGCUGCAGUGUAUCAACUGCAGGGCCAAGGAGGAGCCGGCAGCCAGCGAGGUGGUCGACGCCAUCAGAUACUUCCGCGACCGCGGAUACACGCUCGGUCAGUUCAUGUUACGCACCUUCCUGUUCUGUCUGCUGUGGGUCGUCACCAACUAUCUGCACGCGCAGGCUCUGCGAGAGCUGACCUGUACAGACGCCAUCGCGCUCUUCUCGACCAGUCUGGGUUUCGUGUACCUGCUCUCGUGGGUGGUGCUACACGAGCAGUUUGUCGGAGUCCGGAUCGUAGCUGUGAUCAUGUGUAACACCGGGGUGGCACUGCUCGCCUAUAUGGACGGUAUCGCCAAGACGCCCACCCUGGGUAGCGUCGUCAUGGGAGCCACGGGCGCCGCCGGUUCAGCGGCGUACAAGGUGUUCUUCCGUAAGGUGAUGGCCGACUGCGGGCCCGGUCCGGUGAGCGUCUUCCUGAGCCUGAUUGCCCUCAUCAGCACACUGCUGCUGUGGCCAGUGGCGCUGGCGCUCUCACUCUCCGGGACAGAGGUUGUCACCUGGACCCAGCUGCCCUGGCUGGAGCUGUGUGGCGCAGCGGGACUCGGGCUAGCGGGAAACCUUCUGAUCAGCUUCGGCGGCCUGGUGACCUACGACUUCUUCGUCAGUCUUGGUCUGAUCCUCGCCGUGCCCCUCAGCGCCGCGAUCGACAUGCAGUGGUACAAUGUCGACUUUGAGGACAUGCGUCUGGCUGGGAACGUGCUAAUCGUCUGUGGCUUUUUCCUGGUCCUGUUCCCAAGCAACUGGCCUAACUACAUUCGCAGCGUCAUCAGGUGGGGCCGGCGCCACCACAGCGGCAGCUCUCGGGACCAGCCGGAGCCGGUGGACUACCGUACGGGCAUCAUCUCCAGGUCACAUCUGCGGUCACCCUCCGGGCAUGUGCGGUGAACCGUGAUCACGUGCGGUGAAGUUCGGGCAAGUGCGGUGAAGUUCGGGCAAGUGCGGUAAGCUAGGGAUAAACACGGGAAGUCCAGAAAUCUGCGCUUUCCUUCAUGAAAUGCGCGGUGAUUGCGGACAACGGUUGAAAAUUCAAGGCGAAGUGUGGUCAAUUCCAGGCGUCGGUGAACUCCGAACAGGUACGGUGGCCUGUGAUGAGUGUAAUGAUCUGUGGACACUUACGAUUACAGUGAGCGGAUGACACGGACGCAAAAGAAAAAGUGACUAAUGUGCAGUGAGCUUUCUAUUCCUCGAUCUUUUUGACACACCUGUUGCUUUUUUCGUUAGCCGAACUGACAAAUGAUUGAGAAACAAUUUUAGAUUAAAAACAUAAACCAUAAAUGCGUUCGAUUUGAGCAUUCGAUUUGAGCUCUGCACAGAUAAUGAAUUUUGAGCCCUCGCUCUGAACUCUCAGGUGUGGGUGUAAGCUCCAGAUAAAACUGGGAUCGUAUCGCCCCGUUCCUUCAUAUACGAGGCGGCCCACCUCAGCCGAGCGUACUUUGAACCGGGAUGUGACGGGGCGAGUCAUGUGACCAACAAUAGCUCCCCGUGACUGUGACGUGAGGUGGUCGUGACUGUAACGUUCCGUGACUGUGACUGUACCGUGCCGUAACCGACACCGAUCGCCGGAGAGCUCGUAAAACAGAGGUGUUUCGCGUUACUCGACCUACCGCACACGGAUGUUGCGAGAACUGAAGUUAGUUUUCUACUGGGCGCUCUAAGCGACUUGUGUAGUAGCUACUGAACAGUGAGCGUGACUCGAGUUGGUGGGAUAUGUGAUAUGUGGUAAGUGUUACGUGGUGGUAUGGACGACUCUUCAACUGAUGGUGUUUAUUGGAUCAAUAUGUUUCUUGUUACAUGUGAUUGUUGUACGACAAAGUGUCUGUUUACAGGCCUCCAGAAGCAAACAGGGUCUGUGUACAUAAGGUAGAGUAGGGUCUAUGUAUAAAGGCAAAUCUUGUCGUACAAUGUUAAUUUUACAUAUCAACGGCAGGCAUUUACCAACUGCAUAUAUCCUGUUCAUAUAUACGUUCAGAUAGCUACAGCUAAAGGUUAUUGCAUCCCGUGUCCAAAGGUCAAGGGACUCCUUUCUCAUGUCACUAAAAUGCAAGAAACUGCUGCUUCCUCCAUAGCUUUCCCAUGUGGUGUUCGUGCAAGCUACGUAUGAACACACAUCUUCUAGGUAAGGGUUGUAGCCGAUAUUAUUGAUAAUUGACUGUAGUUAAAUGCCGUGCUUUUAUUGAAAAAUAAUAAGAUUAAUUGCUUGAACUAGGCAAUAGCUCUGCUGGGAUCAUUUUAGCUCAUCUUGAGAUAUUCAUGGCGAGUGUUUGACAAUAUUUAUAUACCUACUUCUGUAUUACAUACCUACAUCGUUCAUUUCUUCUCACAAUGUGUCACUACGAACAUCGAUAUGUUGAACGACUGUUGCGAUUGUAGGAGAAGAAUAUACGUUACAAUAAAUGUAAAA